Gavia stellata (red-throated loon) is the source of this 840-nucleotide messenger RNA. RefSeq names its product histone H2B 5. Bases 22 to 402 code for a protein of 126 amino acids. NCBI's taxonomy places the organism in Eukaryota, Metazoa, Chordata, Aves, Gaviiformes, Gaviidae. Gene Ontology annotation, molecular function: structural constituent of chromatin; DNA binding; protein heterodimerization activity. The transcript has a single exon. The record is from RefSeq and is a predicted model, not a curated record. Gene Ontology annotation, cellular component: nucleosome.
ACUGCAGUGAGCGAGAGCGCGAUGCCUGAACCGGCCAAGUCGGCGCCCGCCCCCAAGAAGGGCUCCAAGAAGGCGGUGACAAAGACCCAGAAGAAGGGUGAUAAAAAGCGGCGGCGCAGCCGCAAGGAGAGUUACUCCAUCUACGUGUACAAGGUGCUGAAGCAGGUGCACCCCGACACCGGGAUCUCCUCCAAGGCCAUGGGCAUCAUGAACUCCUUCGUUAACGACAUCUUCGAGCGCAUCGCGGGGGAGGCGUCGCGUCUGGCCCACUACAACAAACGCUCCACCAUCACCUCGCGGGAGAUCCAGACGGCCGUGCGGCUCCUCCUGCCCGGCGAGCUGGCCAAGCACGCCGUCUCCGAGGGCACUAAGGCCGUCACCAAGUACACCAGCUCCAAGUAAAGCGGCCGGGCCCGGCUGCAGGAACCCGCUCGGCUCAACUCAACCCAACGGCUCUUUUCAGAGCCACCCUCCCCCUUCUUCCUAAAGAGCUGAUGUUGCUGCUGAGCUGCCUCUUUUUUUUUCUGGCGUUUCUGAGGAUCGGAACGGUUUGUAGAUGGGGGAGGGGCGGUUUAAAAGCGGUCUUUUAAAGGUUAUUUUCCUGUAUUUUGACAAAAAGCGCGGUCCGGGCUGGAGGCGAGGGCUUCUCCCCCUGCGCAGGGCCCUCUCAGCUCGGGGUUACUCGGUCGCGCUGCCGCUUUCGCCUUCAAACCGUUUUGCUCCGCUCCCAUUGGACCGAGCGGCCGCCAACGUCACAGCGUUGUGGUGGGGAACGGCCGCGCACAGGGAGCCGCAGCGCAGGUUUCACUCCGGUCCGACCCGCGACUAUAUAAACCCCGC